Porites evermanni is the source of this 1639-nucleotide messenger RNA. The record is from the annotation of a GenBank genome assembly. NCBI's taxonomy places the organism in Eukaryota, Metazoa, Cnidaria, Anthozoa, Scleractinia, Poritidae.
AAAUGGCAUCCGUCAUAUUUCUCUAGAAGAAACAAGCCCGAUUGGUAUCAGAAGUCUGAUAGGAAACUAUUUCUGUUCCGAAGUUGAUGAGAAUUUGUGUAACAGAGUGAAAAGGUUUAUUGCGCGAGCUGCGUUAGUACCACUUCCAUUCCUCAUACCUGCACUUGCUUUUGAUUACAUAAUCUUCGACAAACACCAAACUGGCGAAAUACGCACUGAAAUUGUUUUGCAUUCCUCCCACAGCCGGCGUUACCGCGUAAAUUACCUAGUGUUUAUUUAGUCCCUUGAGGAUAUUUUAGGUUAUAUAAGCGGUAUUAGACAUGAAGACAGGGCAGAAAUGGACCAGGUUUUUUGACGCUCCCUCUCGCUCGGAGUAGUCAACGUUUAAGAAGUGUAAUAAGGAAAUUACAAGUGGCAGAAUAAACGUGACGAAAGUGCAAAAACUGGUUCGUGAUACUCUUCUACGUGGAUACGACAUAUAUCCAAAUCAGAAAUUCUCCUGACUUUGGACUUAACGCAACCACUUUUUUUAGUGUGGUUGACAUUUUAUUUUCUUCAGGCAUUUUUCGAUUCUUUUUUUAAUGUGUCCGCCAUUAAGAAGCCGUGUCUCAUUUGCCGGUUCUUUAAACCGAAACUCAGAUACAAUGAUAACCUUCCUCAGAAAAUUGUCAAUCACUUACGCUUACAACCAUUAAUUUUAGUCACAUCUGGUACGCUAUUCCGUAAAUGCCUUGUGAGGUAUUCUAAAAUGUAUCGAUCUAUAUUGCCUUCUUGGCAGUUGUCUUGGUGGGAAGCAGGUGCUUCUACUAUUUGGCUCCUCCGUUUUACCAUGUUCAUUGUUUUCUUGUUAACGAUUCCAUUCGCAGCUGUUAUUCUACUUGUAGCAAUGCUCGUAGUAGUUACAGUUAGCACUGUACGUUUUACAUCUCCCAUCGGUGUGAUCACCUCAAUUGGUGCCCCCAAGUUGGUUACAAAACGAAACUACUGUUUUUCAAGUGUUUUAGCUUUUAUACGGCGAUCCCUUAGUCACAUGAUUUUGGUUAUAGCAUGUAUCGUUUUGUUAAAGGCAGCGUUUGGAUUCGCGACAGCUAUAGCUAUACUUGUUUAUAUGCUUAUAUUUUCUGAGAAAGGCCUCCCAUAUUUGGUCUGCUUCGUUCUCGUUUUUUAUUACUUGUGGAAUAGCUAUAGUUCUUUCACUAACAAAUACCAUGAUCUCUCUCUAACGCUCUUUAAGGUUUACAAACAAACACAACAGGAUGACGAAAUAUUCGGAAGGGAACCACAAACGGUGGAUCAUGAGCAAUUAGAUAUGCCUGGUAAUUCUUUCUCCAAGCGCUACGAGGUUAGAAUUCUGGAGGAGCUUUUAAACAUGGCGUGUGAAGAACUAAUGCCUAAAAGAGAAAGUGUGUGCAUACUGCUUUUAAAAGUCACUUUAAUUCUUAGUUUUGUCUAUCUUACUUUCCUGUUGAUAUUACGUUUUGAUAUUGGAGCGACACCUGUGAUGCAAGCAUUAGCCACAUUUUUUACCGGAUCAUUUCCAAAGAUCCUUGCCAUUUAUUUUGACGGGAAUAGACAGAGAAGACGUGAGUCUGCCGUUAUAGAGGAAAAAGUUCCUAAAAUUGUACAAGAUUACAUGAAA